This is a messenger RNA of Periophthalmus magnuspinnatus, 2247 nucleotides long. Its product is annotated as receptor-type tyrosine-protein phosphatase eta-like. The coding region runs from base 1 to 2247 and encodes 748 amino acids. The transcript is spliced from 11 exons. Gene Ontology annotation, molecular function: protein binding. The record is from RefSeq and is a predicted model, not a curated record. NCBI's taxonomy places the organism in Eukaryota, Metazoa, Chordata, Actinopteri, Gobiiformes, Gobiidae.
AUGGCCCGAGUGUCUCCUCUGCUCGUCUGUGUCUGCGUUGUGUUUGUGUCGUGCGGCGCAGCAGAGAGGCAGUACUUUCCUCAGAACGCAAAUGAGACCUGGACUGAUGCGAGAAGUCACUGCAGGAGUUGUUUCAAAGAGCUUGUGACUGUGACUCCUGAGAACACCCAGAUCAUCGCCCGGAACCUUUCCUCUGACCACUGGGUCGGCCUCCGUAAACGAGCCGUGGCGUUCCCUGGCUCCGCCCCCUUCAAGGACACCCCCUUCUGGUCUCUCUGGGCCAACGGUGACCCCCUGACCUUUCAGAACUGGUACCCGGGAUACCCUCGGGCCAAACCCUCUGUGCCCGUAGUGGACUGCAGCACCUGCUCCUGUACCUGCCCCGCCUCGCCUGCCCCGCCCCCUAUGACCUCCACCACGCAGAAACUCAGAAGAGCGCCAACUACUACUACUUUUACAAAUACUAUGGCCUUUAACGCGAGUGACCACGCUACGCCCGCUCAAAGUACUUCAACUACAGCCACAAGUACUAGUGCAGGGACAGAUUACUCCACUCCAGGUACUGACGGUGUACGACAAAUCAUAGGUGUAACUCACAGCUCCACCUCCUCAGCCCCACCCUCAGAGUCGGUGUGUGUGAACAGAUUCGGGUCAUACUCAGGGGCCGCGCCUGAACCGGACGAGCCGUACCUGGAGGACCCGUGUGUGGCCGUGCGGAGCUUCGGAGCCUGGGUCGAAAAAGACUGUGAGGAGCGUCUGAGGUUCAUCUGUUAUGAAGAUCGUUUCUAUGGAGAAGUAAAUGUGACGGACAUUAAAGCGGACAGAGCGACCCUCACGUGGGCGCGUGGGCCGGGGCAGAUCGAUGGGUACCGUGUGGAGGUCAAUAACACAUACAGAGAUAACGUUAGCGAUCUCACUGUUGUCGUCGACCGUCUGUCUGCGGGGACCCUCUACUCAAUCAAAGUGUUUCCACGGAAAUGUGAACGAGACCUGAACCCGCAGAACGCCACCUUCUACACAGUGCCCAAUAAAGUGUCAGACCUCAAGGUGACGGAGGUGACGGAAACAUGUGUGUAUCUGAACUGGAGCGCCCCCGCAGGUCAGGUGGACCUCUACUUAAUCACAGGAGCGAGUCAAGAAACCAACGUGACAAACACCCAAGGACACGUCUGUAAUUUAACCUCUGGGAAUUUGUACACGUUCAGCGUCCAAUCAGGAGUCAGCGACAGGUCCCAGUGGAGCGAGAAACUCGACAUCUCUGCGUAUACAAAGCCUGCCAAGGUGUCUAACCUGCGCACGGAGGACAUCACGGACACGAAGCUGACUCUGAAAUGGGACAAACCUGAGGGACAGGCCACGGGCUACUUCAUCGUUUGGUCUUAUUAUAAAGGGGGGACGGUGUCACAGAACAAGGCCGUAACGGAUACUACGCUCCAGAUCCAUGACCUCCCCAGCGGCACCAAGAUCACUCUGAACGUGGCGGCGCUGGCCAAUCAAACUUUGAAAGGAGCGAGUCAGACGGUGUUCAACUUCACCUCGCCAAAGAAAAUUUCAAACCUGACGCUCAGGAGCACGGCAGACGCCAUCAACGCCACGUGGGAGUACCCCGCAGGGUCCCCCAACUUCACCGUCGUCCUGGAGCUAGAAAAUAAAGAGCGGGAAAAACGAGAAUACAUCCACAAACCCGCCGUGCUGUUUGAGAAUCUGAACGGAGCCGCCAACUACACCGUGAAGGUCUCCAGUGUGAGCGGAGGGACGCCCAGCGAAGAGGUCAGCGCGUCCAUCUUCACCCUGCCAGUUCCCCCACGUGAUCCUAAACUCGCUGAACACAACCGAACGCACCUCACCUUCACCUGGCUGCCGCCGCCGCGGACCGAGAGGGUGGGGUAUGUGGUGAAGCUCAACUCGAGCUUCUGGGGCUUUCACGAGGAGGUGGUUUUGGACAAUGAAACCACGCACACUUUUGGCGGUUUGAAAUCGGGGACCAACUUCACGUUUGAGGUGCAGACGACGGCCGGCAACGUCAGCCACCGGAGCGAGGUCAGGUCCAUCAGAGCGUCCACAGAUCCCGUCCUGAAGGAGCUGACCCUGGCCACGGUUUGCUCGAGCAGUCAGGACAUGCUCUGUAACGCCAACGAGACACGACAGAGCGCGUUCGAGGAGCUCCUGUCGCACUUUAAAUCUCUGCUGGGCGACCACGUUGUCUGGAGUCUGAAACCUGCCAACUUAACAGCCGGAAACACAUAA